CGCAGCAGCAGCCACCUUGGGCUCCUAUGGCAACCAGCCUGCGCGUGCCGCUCGCCUGGGCGCGGCUGGCAGGAGCAAGCAGGAGCAGCCGCCGAGGACGAGACAUGCGAGCGUCGACCGGGGAACCGUCGGAGAGCAAGGCGGGGGACUCCGGGAGCCGGAUCUACGGCGAGAGCAAUGAUGGGGGGCAACCCUGGAAGAAGUUUGCUUAUGUUGAACCACCAAGGAGAGUUAGGGAAGUCCUUGAGGAAGAACUGUAUUUCCAGAGAGAUGAGUGCAGAAUCAGGCACCCUUCAGAAGUGGCUCUGGAAAGGAUUUGGAGCUUGAAAAGAAAUUUUCCUGUGGGAGGCUUCAACCCAGCAUCACAGAAUCAAAGCUGCUUCCUUUCUCAACCUUAUUAUUCCAGGCAUGCAGUCAUAAGAAGAUAGUCAUUCUGAAAAAUUUGAAUCUCCUUUGAUGGAAGUCGCAGAAGAAAAGCAAAUCUAUGGCUGUCACAUUUAUCUGAACAUAGACAAUUAUAUUUUAGUAUUUAUAAAGUUGCUUAUAAAAUAAAUUUUGAAGCUAUGCACCUGACAACCAUGUAUCUAAGGUGAUCAUCUCUGACUUAGGUUACUACUAAAAAAUUCACUAGUUUAUAACACAAAAAAAGUCCCGUCUUUCCAGAUUGUUCCAAUUAAAUUUGAAGUUGGUAUUUUAUAUUUGCAAGGUCCUCAAACGUUGUUAAUACCACGCUGGCAGUCUGAGCAAAUGUAAAACAGACAAGUCUAUCAUUAACUUUGAGCUCAAUUCUCAUGUUCCUAUUU
This is a messenger RNA of Pseudonaja textilis, 803 nucleotides long. RefSeq names its product chromosome 7 C11orf97 homolog (gene C7H11orf97). Gene Ontology annotation, cellular component: ciliary base. The record is from RefSeq and is a predicted model, not a curated record. Lineage: Eukaryota; Metazoa; Chordata; Lepidosauria; Squamata; Elapidae.